Molecule: messenger RNA, 1038 nt
Organism: Prorocentrum cordatum
Lineage: Eukaryota; Dinophyceae; Prorocentrales; Prorocentraceae
Source: the annotation of a GenBank genome assembly
CCAGGCCAUGGAGCGCUACAAGCGGGAGAUCGCCAAGAGCGCUGCCGCAGAGCGCAGCCUCCUGCAGAACUAUGAGGUCAAGCUCAAGACCAACGUCAACGACGAGAAGCUCGAGGCCGACAUCAAGAAAUCGCGGGAGAUCAGGAACCAGAACGAGAUAAUGCAGCAGAUCGAGAGGAACAAGGACAGACGUGCGCACGAGAGGCGGGAGCACAUCGAGAACGCCUCGAUGCACGCCUACCCGCUCUUCUCGGAGACCUUCAUCGAUGAGGCGGAAGUGGCGAGGAUCCGCAAGAAUCAGCGGGAGCAGUGGCGGGAAGACCUGAAGCACCAGAUGGUCACCCAGGACAUCCUGAAGAACAUCGAGGAGGUCCGGCAGCGCGACCUGGUGCAGAAGCAGAAGACGAAGCACCUGGUCAGCAUGCAGCGCGAGCGCGGGGCGGAGCAGCAGAGGCUGCGUCGCCAGGGGAAGGAGCUGGUGGCCGCGUGGGACAAGGACCUGCAGCUCAAGAGCUUCCGGAAGGCGGUGCUGCAGGGGGAGCAGCCGCCGCACACCCCAGGCGCCCCGUACGCGUGAGGGGGGGCCGGCUCCGAGCGGCGCCCGCGCGGCAGCCUCCGGAGGCCCCGCGUGUCCUCCCCCGCCACUCCCUUGGAAAUUUCUCGAACUGGAUCGACCCGUGACUGUCUCUGGGGCCCGAGGGGGGCCAACAGGAGCGCCCGUCGUGCUUUCUUUUUCUCACGUCGCCCGGACGUCGGGCUCUGGCGUGUCUCUGCCGGCGGCGCUGCGCGCGUGCCCAUGGCACCGCAGGGCCUGCGGCAUAGCGCGCGCACGCCUCCCCCCCGCGGCGGCGCGCCAACGGGGCCCGCCGCCAAGUGGGGCGCUCGAGGAACUGCGCGCCCUCCCAGCGCCUCGCGUCCGGCGGAACCGUAUUUAGACGGGCCAACGGCGAUGUAGGCUUCGGCGACGCAGGUUUCGGCAGUGUGGGAACGCGUGGCUCGCGCUCUCCUCCAAUUCGCUGUGUCGCGUUUGCUCGGCCC